UUUUCAAAAUGCCGGCUAGCCGUGAUAACGAGCUGCCGUGUUGCUAACACUGGCCGGUCGUGCAACGCAUCCAGCAUUAGUGUGCACAGAGCACAAGCUCAACCACAACAUGUUUACGUAAUAUGAGGGCCACCUCGGCGUGUACAUACCAUGCGAAUCUGAACUUGGGUGCACGAUGCUGAUCCGCCGUGUUGAAGGUGCUUCAAAUAAAGGAAAAUAUUCACGCCGGUGCUUUUCAGGAUUCUUCGUCACACGUUGGGGGCGUGGUUUUCUGACACUCCGCGUUGCUAUUUGCUGAGCGCGAAAUUUCAAAUGUUGUAGGAACAACAGCAGCGGCAGCUCGGAGGAGACAACACAACACAAACCUAACGAUGCAAGUUAUCUGCUGAAAUUUGUGUGUAAAGUUAACAAACCAUCCAAUAAAAAUACAUUAAUUGGAGCGAGCUUUCUGUUUGCGAUUAUAAAGGGCUUUUUAAAACUCAAAUCGAAAUGGAUAUCGCCACGUAUUUACAGUGUUUUGAAAGCAGUUUGAGCUCAUACACGGGAGACGACCCGCUGGAUCCAUGGGACAAGUUUGUGGAGUAUCUGGAGCAAAGGUUACCCGCAGACGCUGGCGGUGGGAUGUCAGCGGUGUUUGACAGUCUUGUACAGAGAUUUUUGAAUGUCGAACAAUAUGCAAAUGACAUCAGAUAUGUGAACUACUGCAUCAAAUGUGCGAGUUAUUAUUCCGAACCCAUAGCUCUGUAUAGUCACAUCUUCAGUAAGGGCAUUGGCACGAGGACUGCCGCGCUCUAUGUGGCCUGGGCACAGCAGUUUGAACAGAGGGGCAUGAAUGACCAGGCUGAUGCCGUUUACCAGAAAGCAAUGGAGAACCAAGCGCUGCCAGUCGACACUAUUCUCCACGAAUACAGGCAGUUUCAAACAAGAACCAGAAGCCAGACACCAGGACCCGCAGGAGGUCGAAAUCCAUUGCAGAACUCCCAUUUAACCAAUCAGAUAUCAUCCCACAGAGAGCCAGUCACUCAGAGCAAGGCCUCUGUGGAUUGUGUAUCCAAACCACCUGCAAAUAAAACAACCGUGAUCGUCUCCCGCUCUGAGACUUCGGGGGCGAUUCCCUCUAAUCAAGGCUCCGGCGUUCCGACUGUGGCAGAGUACAUGAAGGAUGAACUCAUCUGUGAGGGAUCUGAAUUAUGCUUUGAGGAGGUCCGGGCAGAGAAAUACUUCCGUGAGCUCCGGGAGAGGCAGGAAAAGGAGAACAGAGAGAACAUGGAGAAGUUGCUGAGGGAGCAGGAGGAGGGCAUCCUGAGAAUUAAAUCUAUGUUGGAGAAAGUUAAUCACAAUCUGGAAGUCUGUGGCGGUGUAACCAUCCAGCCUUCAUCACAGAGGCUGUCUGUUGUUGAGGCAGCCGCCGGCCUGGAUCCUGCUCAGCAGUCCUUUGGACGUCCUCUGCCCUCGAACCGUCUGAGCAGCAGACGCUCUCUUGGCGUGACAUUACACGCUGAGCCCACCGCCAUCCCUGAACCCCCUCAGCAGCAGAACCACUCCAGGCCCGUUGACACACAAAGUCUGAGCUCAGCGGCGUCUCGUCAUCCCGCCGUCCUGGCCGACGGCAGCCUUCGUUUACCAAAAUCGGCGCCUACUUCAGUGUCCACAGACCAAGCAUCUCUCGCCCAGACCUCGGCGGUUCAGCUGCCCGCAAGCUUCGAGCAGAUGAACCUGUCACUCCGCAGACCCGCCUGUACCUCAGCUCUGAACACCGAUGUUCCCUGCCAGGACCCUCCAGUUCAGCCCAGCAGCUGGGAGUGCUUUCAGCUCCAGGAGCACAACGCCACACAUCAGGAGGUCAGUCAGCCUCCAGAGUCUGAGGAGAAACUCAAUGUGUCACAGGGGGGCACGGUUAACCUGUCUCACUUCACCCCUAACAAUUCACUGGGCUUUGUUCAGGCCACACCAUCAAGGGUGCUGCCAUCACCCACUGUCAACACACGGGAAGCACUGGAUGUUAUCAUGGACAUGUUCCAGGCUCCGACUCUCUUGGAAGAUCCAUUCAACAACACAUCAGUGCUCCACACCGCUGAGAAGGAGUUUGAUGCCGGAUACCAAAGAAACGGGGCCGCCUGCUCGUUAACAAAUCCUCCCACGAUUGCCCCGUUCACCAUCUUCCAGGACGACAGUGACAAGGAAAACGGCAGUGCCGCUGCUCCCUCUGCAGUUGAGAAGCCUAAGCCGAUCAGAGCACUGGCUGAAAUCCCGGUGUCUAAGCCAGAAAAACCUAAUGACACUCCCCCGGAUCUGAUGCCGGAUGAGAGCACCAUGUGGGGAGCCCGCUACAACUCCCUCAACUCUCUGCACGCUUGUCCCAACAGCACCACAGACUUCGCCAUGUUGGCCCAGUUUGUCUCCACUCCGUUCACACACAAAACCCCCUUCACCGGCAACUUUUACCAGGACCAAGAGAACAACUGUGAUGGCGGUGAUGCCGAUGACAAUGCUUUUAUCAGACGUCAGCCCAAAAAACUCAGCCCCAUCAUAGAGCAGAGUCCGUCGGAUGAGAAGUUCUCUGAAACGGCCAUCAGUCGACUUGUUCCUUCCUCGGUAAGACAGGGCACCAUCGUCGGUGAGGGCCUCGCCGCCGGCCAGCACUGCCUGACCGCCUCCUCCAUCACCAUGGUGCAGCCUCCCCCACCCGCCGUGCUCUCCUUCAGGGACCAGACGCUCUGUACGACCGACUCCUCCAUCCCCAGGACCACAGGACCCGGCUGGGAAGUGUACACGAGCCCAGAGCAGCCUCACAAACAAACCUCUCUGAUCUCACAGAACCCUGACAGUUCACUCAGACCCAGAAGCGAACCUUUUAAGAUCAUCGAGGAUUUAGACAAACCCGCCAGUCCAGAACAGGCCCAGAAACCAGCCUACGAUGUUCCCAUGAGCCCGGAGUGCGCGCUCAAACCGGACUGGAUGGGCAUCGGGAGCCCUGUGGUCACAGUUGAGCCAGAUCUGGAUGCCUUCCUGAGUCCCCUUCGACACAAGACAGCAGACACUGUUCCCAGCGAGACCCUGGACGUGCCCAUGAGCCCGGUGCGGCCGCAGCUCUGCGCCGACGUGCCCAUGAGCCCGAUGCGGCCACAGCUCUGCGCCGACGUGCCCAUGAGCCCGGUGCAGCCACAGCUCUGGGCCGACGUGCCCAUGAGCCCGGUGCAGCUCCCGCAGUUCAGCACUGCGGAUGAACCCAUGAGUCCAGACAGGGGGCUGACGCCCAGCGCUGACAUGCGCGUGAACACAGCGACACCGAGGAGAGCCGGGACAGGAGGGGUCCAGCUGGUGUUAGAUCCCUGGGAUAAUGAACUGAUCUCUGAUCUGCUGUCAGCGCUCACCCCGCCUCUCAGCUCUCACCCCCACUACAUCACCUGGCAGUGCAGCGUACCCAACAUCACCCCAAAGAUGACUAUCAGCAUGGGAAAGGCUUCCCUGCGAGUCGACUGCGUCCUCGGUGAAGGUGCUUUUGCAACGGUCUACCAGGCCACUGACCCCAUGACCUCAGAGAGGAUGGUUUUAAAGGUUCAGAAGCCAGCCAAUCCCUGGGAGUUUUACAUCAACACUCAGCUCGACGCUCGGCUGCAGCCCGACGUCCGUCGCCUUUACAGCGGCCUCCGCUCUGCCCACCUCUUCCACGACGGGAGCGUGCUGCUCGGGGAGCUUCACAACUACGGCACGCUGCUGAACGCAGUGAACAUGUAUAAAACCCUGAGCGAUAAGGUGAUGCCUCAGCCUCUGGUCAUUUACUUCGCCGUCUGCAUCCUGCACAUGGUGGAGCAGCUGCACGGCGUCCGCAUCAUCCACGCCGACAUCAAACCCGACAACUUUCUGCUGGGAGAGAGGUUCCUGGAGAACAAGUGCUUUGAUGCGGAGAGCGCGGACCACGGCCUCGUCCUCGUCGACCUGGGGCAGAGCAUCGACAUGGAGCUUUUCCCAGAAGGCACUGCUUUCACCGCCAAGUGUUUGACGUCGGGCUUCCAGUGUACCGAGAUGCUCAGUGGGAAACCCUGGAACUAUCAGACAGACUACUUUGGAAUAGCAGGGACUGUGUACUGUAUGCUGUUUGGGACGUACAUGCAAGUCACGAACGAAGGUGGUGUCUGGAAGACAAAUGCUGUAUUUAGACGGAACCCCCACAGCGACUUGUGGCUGGAGUUCUUCCACGCGCUGCUGAACGUGCCGGACGGCGGCCCUCUGCCGAGCCUGCGGGGCCUCCGCCGCAAACUGACGUCCGUCCUGCAGCAGAACUACAGCAGCAGACUGUCCACGCUCAAGAGCCGCCUGGUGGUUCUGCUGCUGGAGAGCCGCAAGGCGACUCGGAAAUGACGGAGCCAGUUCUCCUCCUGUCCCUCGCUCGUUUACUCUGAACCGCUUCACUCCUCACUCUUUUUCCUCCUCUGUUCUCUUUCCAUCUUUUCGUUUUCCUUUCGUUUUCCCUCCGUGUCUCCCCUUCUUUCUACAAACCAGGAAAAAAAAAAAAAACACCUACAACCUCUUGUCCUCCUUUUUAAACUGGUUCAAACUGAUGCACAGAAAUCAGUUAAAUUUUAAUUUUUAAAGGUUUGGUGAAAUGUCAUUGGAGGAGGAUUUGAGCAACUGAUUAAGUUUGAACAGAAUUUGUACAUUUAAAAAAUGUAAUUAUUAUUUAGUUGCUUUUUACAGUUUAAUUUUAUCUGCUUCCAAAUUGUGAGACUUGUGGGAGUGAGAACCAUUUUUCUUAGAAGAAUAAACUUUGUGCUGAAGUGCAAUAAUUAUCUUCUUAUUUUGCUCAAUCGUUGGAGGAUUCAUUGAAGUGAGUCUGCACAGACAUGAGUUCCUGUCUGACUCAACUCCUUUUAUUGAAAAGAGUUUCUUUUUUUCUUUUUUCUUUUCUACUUUGAAGUUAAUUUGGCUACAACUUGUUUGCUUUAGUUUUUUUAUCAACAUUUUCUUAAGAAAACUAUUGGACCGUUGAUCAAACUUUAGAAUUACAAAUAUGAAUUGCUCUGCUCCAUU
Xiphias gladius (swordfish) is the source of this 5031-nucleotide messenger RNA. It is a transcript of the gene bub1, whose product is annotated as BUB1 mitotic checkpoint serine/threonine kinase. Bases 490 to 4362 code for a protein of 1290 amino acids. NCBI's taxonomy places the organism in Eukaryota, Metazoa, Chordata, Actinopteri, Istiophoriformes, Xiphiidae. The transcript is spliced from 25 exons. Gene Ontology annotation, biological process: protein phosphorylation; mitotic spindle assembly checkpoint signaling; meiotic sister chromatid cohesion, centromeric. The record is from RefSeq and is a predicted model, not a curated record. Gene Ontology annotation, molecular function: protein kinase activity; ATP binding.